Messenger RNA from Odontomachus brunneus, 3336 nucleotides. RefSeq names its product neuroparsin-A-like (gene Qbp-1). Lineage: Eukaryota; Metazoa; Arthropoda; Insecta; Hymenoptera; Formicidae. The record is from RefSeq and is a predicted model, not a curated record. The transcript is spliced from 5 exons. The coding region runs from base 765 to 1256 and encodes 163 amino acids.
CGGGAGUAAACGAGCUGCCCUUUCGCUUCUGCAUAUCGAUAAAUCGGCUCGCCGGUAGUCUUUGCCCCCGGAGUCACGUAGGCUGCAGCUAAACCGUUUCACUAUGAAGAGUGGGGAUCCUCGUGACGAUGUAGGACAUCAGUUUUGUCCGUUUAAUUCGCGAGGCAAGUCGCCUUUCCGCGGCUCACAUGUUGCGGCUGCUGCAUCGUGCUGCAGCCUUGUCGUCAUUCAUCAUCAUCAUCAUCAGCGUAGGUUGAUAGGUCGAAUGAUAUUCUUGCAAAGUGUACAGUACAUAGUUCGACUGGCGACCGAUUCGUCAUUAAGACACAGAAAGCCGUUGCUGGGUGGAGUAAAUUCUGCAAUAAAAAUCGGCAUAUUGCGACAGGUUGAUCUGCCUCGAAGUGCUUGAACCGGACUAUGCGGAUUAUGAGAAUUUCGCGUGUGCUGUGCCGCGGAGAAUGAAUUUCCGAGUUCGUGUGAUCACUUCGGAUAUCGACUGCACAUUUACACGGCUUGCCCUUCAUUACUUUCAUCGAGACACAGUCCUACCUUAAAGGGUUGAUUAUCGCAGUGUUCACCCUACAUGCUCUCAGUGCCGAUUCGCGAUUGCAAACGUGGGACACUGGCGAUGAGAAGUCGAGCUGGCGCUGUGCGGUGCCACACCUGCCCCGAUAUAUCUCGUGGGCGCACGACACUUCCGAAUCGAACCGUUGGGUCGCUUCGGACUAUGCGCAGAUGUUGAAGCAAAAGAUCGGUGACUCGCUAUGUUCAUCCUGCAGCUACAUAUAAUCGCCUUUCUGGCUACCAUUCUCUUAAUCAGCGAAUGCAACGCAAAUUCAAUGAACUGGCAACAGCAAGAAAUGAGAGAGCAACAACCGAGAGAGUGUGUGGGCUGUGGCAAUGAGUGUAACAGAUGCAAGUACGGUUCCACGAUGUCGGCCUUUUGUGGGGGUAUUAAAGAAUGCCGACGGGGUCCUGGCGAGUACUGCGGGGGUCGGAGUCAGUCAUGGGGUAUAUGUGGCGAAGGGAUGAUCUGUAUUUGCAACCGUUGCGUGGGCUGCAGUUUGGACAUGCUGACGUGCUUUUCGAGUUCGUGUCUGCCUCAACAGAACAUGGAGCAUCGGAAUCAACAUGACAUAAGCGACAGAAUCUACACCAACAGGUACAUAGAGAACCAGCCGUUGGACGGCCGACAGAUCGAAGGACGACAGAUGUAUGAACGACGAUUGAGAUUGUUGAAUAUGAAACGAAAGUGAACGAACGAGGGAGCGUCAGAGAGACAGAGAGACGGGGAGGGAGAGGGGCGAGGGGAAGGAAAAAGAGAAAAAGAAAGGGAGAAGGGCGAGGAAAAAAUAAGGGAAGCGGGCGUUAACGAUUUUUCGAAUUAUUUAUUGCAUUCGCCGGUGUAAUCUCAUUAGGUACCUACUAUUGUGAUAGACAACUCGUCAGGCCGCGCAUCGUCUCCAUGAGCGACGCGACGACGUGCUUGUUCGUGUUUAAUGGCAGUUUCUGUGAUUUUUUUAAUUACUAUGUAUUAUCCUCUUUUAUAUAUACGUAUAUAUAUAUAUGUACUCAACUAUCCAUAAAGCGCGCGUUCGUGUGCGCGAGGACGUGUACACUCUGUUUCAAAACAGUUCGAAUGCUUUUCUUUUUCUGGAACGCAGCCAACGGUCCAAUGGGAGGACUUAACUUCUGGUGAUUAAUCAACGACUAGUUCUUCCAAACAGAGAUCAGAAAAAUCAAUAAGAGGUCACGCGAGAAACGUCGAUUGCGAAACACACUAUGCUUAUAAAUGUAUCGAAGAAUGACACGUGGCGCCACGAAAAAUCAUUUGAUCGUCAUUUUGAGCUUCCUCAGCAGAAAUGGAAGGAGAAGAAGAAGAAAAUUAAUGCGGACUUGCCACAAACAUACGAAAGAUAAAUACGAAAGAUUUUGUCGACUUGACUAAUCGUAUUAUAAAAAUUGUCAGAUUUGCGUAUAGUAUAUAUUUGUUAAUAAUAAUGUAUUAACCAUCUAAAAUUCCACCAACUUGUUGGCAUUUGUUGGAAACAUUUGAGAAUAUCAUGAUAAAUAAUUUCUCUAACUUUGUCGAUCACAUUUGUAUGUUUUCUACAUUAUCAAGAGGCAUAUUUUGCUAGAAACAUUCAGCAAAUCGUCUUCUGGGGAACACAGUUUUACUAAAAACAUUUUUGUUAUUAGCUUUUUGCUCCUAACAUUAUCACUGCUGCUUUCUCGGCGUAAGCCCGCCCUGACACAGCAUGGCACUCAAGAUUUUGUUAACAAAAAGAAUUAUUAAUAAUUGGGGUCCAGUAAUAUAAUACUUUACACAAAAACCAAUAAUAGAACUGAUUGGGAUCAACCUGAUCAGAGGACCAUGGGAUACAUUUUUAGUCGGGGCGUCCGAGGAACGGCACGAGAGUGACAAGUCCUCUCAUUGGGGACCAUCGGCGGUACUACAGAAUGCAUCAGUAAAAAACAGUUUUGCAAACCGUUUUGAAGCAAGGUGUAUGCGCGCGCACGCGAACGUGCAUGUGCCGCGGGCUAGCUUGAUCUCGCGAGAUACACGAUGAAUCAUCCCCACAUGAUUCUUGGCUGUGAAUCGCGCAUCUCUCACGGAAUGCGCGCGCGAAGCGAUGAACUGGGUCCUCGAUAUUCCCACGUAGUGUGCGAAUCACCGUGGGGUUCCCGCCGAAAAGAAACGAGAGCGCGGUGAUGAGGUAGUUUUGAUGACGAUUUCCCGCAUGGGUGCUGACGGACUAGAGCUUUUAAGGGGAUGCUGUACUUGUGAAAACUUCACCGACAAAAUACUGUCAUUUUUCUGCAGAGUUUACGGUGCAUUGGUUACCCAGAAUUGCAAAUACCUUCGUACAUUGAAACGUGCAGAAAUGAAUCGGAGCAUUGCUCGAUAUGUGAUGAAAACUACAAGAAAUCUUCAAACUGACAUCUCGCGCUGUUAAUUCACGUAAAUAUUUGAUUUUUACAACUUUUAUAUCUUUACAACUGAAUUUAGAAGCUUAAAAACGCAAAGUUUGCAGAAAGAUACUACAUACGCGUGGCUGGGUUUCCUGCUAAAUAAGCAGCACACACACACACACACAUACACAAAUUUUUAUAUAAGUUUUGUAUGUAUGAGAAAAGAAUUGUAUGAUCGCGUUAGUAGCGAUCACCUCGACAGUAUUGACAUAUUUUUUGGAACUUGCCAUUCACUAUAGCAGCCCCUUAAUGAUAGAUAUAAAGGGAGACUACGCUCGCUCUUGAUUUUCUCUCACGGUAAUCGACUGUGAAAUGCUUGGCGAACACCGCUCUAUGUAACGGAAAACUGAAUAAAAUUGGCUG